Cydia fagiglandana is the source of this 3593-nucleotide messenger RNA. RefSeq lists its product as uncharacterized. The transcript is spliced from 10 exons. Lineage: Eukaryota; Metazoa; Arthropoda; Insecta; Lepidoptera; Tortricidae. The record is from RefSeq and is a predicted model, not a curated record. Bases 322 to 1569 code for a protein of 415 amino acids.
GACGCAUGCGCACAGUACCAAACCGACCACCGCCCGCGCGGCCGCGAUGCCCAUCGCAACGACGAUCGAUAACGAAACGCAAUUAAAACUAAACUAAAAACAACCAAAAACAAAACGCGCGACUAGUCGAACUCCUCAAAAAUUCAAAUUUCGAAUUUAUACUUUUUAAAUCUCACAACAAAUUGAGCAUAUGGCCAGUCCAAGGAUGUGAACUUUUUUUGUUUCUCAACAGUGCAAUGAAAUGUGGAUCUUAAGUGUAUAAGUGUAAAGUUCAGUUUUAAAGUGUUAAGGAUUAAAAUAAGUUUUUUAUUAAGGUAAGCCAUGUGGAGUAUACUUCUAGUCCUGGCGCUACUAGCGACCGCGCGCUCAAAACAGCUCCCGACUUCCACAGAGCUAUCGACAACAGCGAUAGCGAAAGCGACAGACGAGGACACAACGCCAUGGCCCGGCUCUCUCGCUCCUUUAGACACGCUAGCCGUCGCGUGCGAGCGGGACAGCAUGCAUGUCACCAUCACGCUGGCACCUAACUCUGUUUUUGGAGACAGCCUCUACGACACGUUCAACGGCAUAGUGUACCCAGCCGGUCUGGGCAGCAACUCCUCCUGCCUCCGGGAGUACGUGGCAGCGCGGGGAGACCUGCAGUACACCCUGCCUCUGAAGGGCUGCAACACAAUGUCCACGGAUAACGACGAUGGGACCGUAGAGUACUUCAACAACAUCAUAGUCCAGCCCCACCUCCGCCUGGUGACCGGGCAGGGUCGCGGCUACCACGUACGCUGCAGAUAUAGAAGAAGAGACUUGACACAGUUCCACAUCUACCCUAGGGCCUCAGCGCUUAGCUCCAACACUCUUGAAGAACAGUUUAAUUUCAGAGAGGAUUUCGACGAGGACUCUGGUCUGCUGCCAUCCGUUACGAUGAAGAUUUACAAAGGGGACCCGAAAGAUAAACAGGUGGCGUCCAACGUGCGGAUCGGCGACACGCUAACCCUCGUGGUGUCUCUAGAGAAACAGAAACGCUUCGGUCUCCUCGUUUCCGAGUGCUCCGUGAGAGACGGCCUGGGCUGGGCCGAGCAGAGCUUGAUAGCUGAUGACGGUUGCCCGUUAGACGGCGAUAUAAUGGGCAUGUUCCAAUACGGCGACGAGCGACAGGACGCACGCGUGUCGUUCCCGGCACACAAGUUCCCGUACACCGCCAGCGUGUAUUACACAUGCGAAGUGAAACUUUGUGAUUUGAACCACCCCACCGACUGCGAGCCGUGCUCUCACAAGCGGCGCGUGCGCCGGCAAGAAGAAGGAUCGCCGGCCACUGUGGAGGUGUUCUCCGGACUCUAUGUGAACGAACAAGACUCGCUUGACAGCGAGGAGGUUAUUAGUGAGAAGAAAGACGACGAGAUCUGCAUAUCGCAGCGCAACUUCGCCAUAGGUAUCUGCAUCGCCGGCGUGAUCCUCAUGGCUUGCGUCAUCGCCGCCAUUGCUUGCAUCCUCGCGCGCAGGCGCGGCAAGAGCCAUUCCGGUAGCUCGCUGUAUAGUGGCCCUUACACUAAUACUGGAUAUUCACAUGCUAGCUAGAUGACUUCAUACUUCCAAACUGUACUUCAUGUUUGCUUCCGUUACAGUCUCCCCCUGUAUUUUUAAGUUUUUAACAGUAUCGUAGAAAGUAAAUGUUUUCUUCUUUCGCAAUUGGUUACGAAAUUUCGGUUUCGUAUGCGGCCGAAGAGAUAUUAAUUUCGCAAAUCAAGGUAGUGAGCUCAAACCUCCUUGCUUGGCACUAAAAUAAACAAUUAUAAUGAUUUAGAAAGUAAAUGCAAAAAGGGUCAGUUUAACUCUGAAAAUGAGAGUGAGACGUACUUCUUGUUUGCAAUUCUAAGGAAUUUGACAAAAAUGUCAAACAUAGGAAGUGUUCUAAAGUGGGAGGCUGUAACGAAGCUAAUAGAAAGAGGAAAAUGUUUAAUUGUUUAAACAAAACAUCACAAAAGUGCCCGUUAUCAGUAUAAGUAUUAAAACUAUUAUAUAUAGGAAGUGCCACGAAAAAAAAAAUUAAGUGAAACAAAGGAAUAAAAUGUCGGAUAAACUUAUAGGGAGGUUGUAGCAAUACCAAUUAAAUUAUUAUUCGUGCUCAUGUCAUUACUGUGAAGGCAUAUUGGCAACCUCCAACACUAUCGAGUAAAAAGUUUACAAUUAAGUGCUAUUUCAUAACUUCUUAGUGUAAAAACUUUUGAAUUAUGUUUACAAAAAGAAGUUGUGCUUAAAUAGUCUUGUGAAAUAAAUACAAAAUAACAUUAAAUCACAAUUUAAACGCUUUUGUCGGUUUCAAAGACAUCGAAUAAAUUAGAUAGUGGAUAGUCGGGUUGAGAAACGAAUUAAUAAUGUAAUAUUAAAAUAAAAAUAGGUGUUCCUUAUAAAAAAAAUUGCGAUAUUUUUUCGCAAUAUGUUAUGUUUAGCAACAUUUUUUUAAUGUAUUCAUAUUAUUAUCAUAUCUCGUGUUCUAAGCAUUGGCCAACAAUGUGAUAGUCAAAAAACAACGAAAUUUCGAAAGACCUUUUAAAAUAAAGUUUGUGUAAUUGGUGUCAAUAAUGUCACGUUCGUAACCAUGCAGUUACAAUCGUAUUAUUACUGUUUCGUAACUGAUUACGAAAAUUCGAAAAAUUUCCUUUACUUUAGAAAUAUAUGUUGAUCUAAUGUAGGAACACCUCAUUCAGUCAUACUUAGCAUAAGUUUAGUUUUACAAAUAUGUAUUUAGCAGUACCAUGGAAUUUAGAUAUUUAUGUUGUGAUAAUGAUAUCGAAUCCGUCCUGUAGCAAUAUUUUAGUUGCAAUCAUUCUCAUUUACAACGUAACGUUUUACUAUAACAUUUAAUAUCUAUAUUAAGUCAAAGUUGACUUGAGUAAUUAUUUAAUUUUGUAUUUUCUUAUAACCAGGGACUUGUCAUAUAGGCCAGUUUUGCAUAAUUAUGUGCAAAUAGGGCCUUUUACCUCCAAGGUGGUGGGAUACUUUCCUUUUUAAAGUGUUUCAGCGACUCAUUCACGGUAACUGAAAGGUUUGAAUUAUUGUUUUUCUACUACGAACAAAUAACUAUAACUAUAUUUGCAAUUUAUGCUAAGCGAGUACUGAAAUACUUAAAAACUUUUCUUCUCUAUAAUUUUCAGCCGUUUUAAAUAAAUUGUGGAUGCCAUAUUCCUUAAGUUAUCAUUAAGUCCUUAUAUGCCAUUUAAGUGAUGAUUGGUGCUAAAACUUAUUCUUUAUUCACACUUAUUUUAAUAUAUGACAGAACAAAAAACUCGUUUACACAAUUAUAAUAAUUAACGUUAUUUUCUUUUGUAGAUCCAAAAUAAACAAUUUCGUAACUGGUUACGAAAUACAAAAACGACUUGUAUAAUAAAUAGUUUUGUCUUAUAUUGAAAUAAGUAGUAAAUUGCUGCUUAUCCUGUGUAUCUGUGUACAAGAAUGAUUAUUAUCGGUAUGUGUUUCAUACUUACCUCAUUGUGUACUAAUCCCGAUCUUAACUAGAUUUUAAAGACAAUGGGGUUCUGGAACCAUAUCGGCAUGAGACUGUAUGCAAUAUUUUUUUAACAAAUAUACUGACUUAAUUAAAA